AUGCAGGUCUUGACAGGAUUGAACAUCUUGCUUGCGCUCGCCACGGCCUCGAAUGCCCGGCCCUUGAAGCGCACCAACGAAGUCGAGAUCACUUUCAUCGGCGCAGCCAAUGCCCAAUUCACCGAGAACUUCCCUAUCGAUGGCUCGACGGUGUCCAUCUCAAACGUACUGAGCAUCUCGCACAUCUCAUCCCCGGACGCAAACGUCCAGUGUACUUUCAACGGCAUCGAUCAUAGCGUCACGAACGUCGAUGGAGCCGAGCUUGUCGACGUCGGCCCACCCCAGACGCAGAUCUCUGGAUCGUGCUCCGCAACGGGCUCGGGAUCAUCUACUCCUCCUCCUUCUGGUGGAAAUCAGGGGGGCAACGGGGGCAACGGGGGCCACGGACAUGAUCACAGCGUUGAGGUUGUUUUCAUUGGUGCGGCCAAUGCGGAAUUCACUCAGAGCUUCCCUGUGAAUGGUCAAUGGACGCAGAUCACUAAUGUUCUGAGCAUUUCUCAUAUCCAGUUGGAUAAUGCGGGCUUUACUUGUACCUUUGACGGUAUCGAUCACAGUGUGACUACUGUGACUGGGGCGGAGUUGGUUGAUGUUGGUCCUCCUCAGACCCAGGUUUCUGGUUCAUGUCGGGCGAUUUGA
This is a messenger RNA of Penicillium verhagenii, 636 nucleotides long. RefSeq lists its product as uncharacterized. NCBI's taxonomy places the organism in Eukaryota, Fungi, Ascomycota, Eurotiomycetes, Eurotiales, Aspergillaceae. Bases 1 to 636 code for a protein of 211 amino acids. The record is from RefSeq and is a predicted model, not a curated record. The transcript is spliced from 3 exons.